This is a messenger RNA of Stylophora pistillata, 6265 nucleotides long. RefSeq lists its product as uncharacterized. Gene Ontology annotation, molecular function: RNA binding. Lineage: Eukaryota; Metazoa; Cnidaria; Anthozoa; Scleractinia; Pocilloporidae. The record is from RefSeq and is a predicted model, not a curated record.
GUUGGCUACCCUAAGUGCCUUGCGUCGACUAAACUUGAUAGAUUUUAAGAUUUCGACACAUAGUCGGCUUUCGGUUGUACAGUGAAAUGCAACACAUGUCAUGCUAAAAGCAAGAGACUAACUUGGGGUCAAUUUAGGCGGAAAAAUGAUUGCUUUUAUCGACUAAAAGCCGGGCAGCCAAACUCGUAAUCAUUGCAGAGCGAUUCAGUCAGCUCUACAAUAAGUCGGAUUAACUUUCCUAUUUCAGGACGGAAUAACUACUCUACGUGAUAUCUAGCUAAUACCAAGGAAGUAAACACGGAGGCAAUGGAAAGAGAAUUUAUACCAGUUCCAAUAGAUUUGAAAGCCCAUAUCAUCGGUAGGCAUCGAAGUGUGAUAAAUGAAAUGAUGACGAGAUCUGGAGCCAUAAUUGAGCCUGGGAGAAGAGAACAUGCAGGAUUUAUAGUCAGUGGACGCCCUGAGGAAUUAGAAGUGGCGAGGCAGCUUAUUUCAGAAAAAUUGGAGGAGUUGAAUAAUAAUUGGGAUGAACUGGUAGAAAUUCCAAACUCAUACAAAGGCAGAGUAAUUGGAAAAUAUAGAGCUACUUUACGCCAGAUAGAGACCCAAACAGAAGUUAAACUUAUUGUGAAGGAUGGAGAAGUGUAUAUAGUCCGUGGAACGCAUCAGCAACGGCGACAUGCAAAAAUGAACAUCGGAACAAUUGUGGCUGGAGCAAGAUUGAAGUAUUUUGAAAACGAAUUUUACAAAGUUCGCGCUUACGUCGAUGGUUGUCAUCUUCCUGCAAACUGUAAACUCAAGCUUCAGGAGGUGCAAAUGGAAGAUCGCAUGGCGCUUCCAGGGUCUGAGACACAGUAUCGACUCGAACUAGCUGAGCACUGCGAGAGUAAGAAUUUGCACCAUGACCGAAAUGACACCGUGUACCAAUCCGAUCUUAAAGACGAAGUUUUGAUGUCCUUACGCAAGAUUAAAGAUAACAGGGAGACAGAUGAGAGUCCGAAAGCCGAUAUGUGGUGUCAUUUGGGGACCUCUAUUAUAAGAGUUCGUGAGGAAGACGAUAUUGGUCAAAAAACGUGGGACAUCGAAGAGAUAGCAGAAAAUUUUCAAAGGCCUGAUUCAGGAGAAAAAAUGUUUUGGAAAGUUUCUUUUAGAGAGCGAGAUGAUAUUCCUGAGGACAUCUUUAAAAGAACUGGCCUCAAAGAGAUCACCGAAGACAAUGAAUACAUCUCCAGAUAUGACCUAACAUAUCUGACGCCUUGUUUUAACCAACUUAGAUGUAAGGUGUGGGUAGCAAAGAGUAGCGUAAAGAAAAGGCUGGAAGAUAUACCAAUUCCUUUUAGUGACGUAAAGAAUGUCUUAGAAGAGAUCCAAUUUGAAGAUGAAACAAUGCAAUCACGCUGUCGUGGAUGGCUGGUACUUAAAUCUAGAAAAUAUUUACAGACCGACAUUCUUUUUCCUGGUUGCGAGCUAGACUGCAGGUUCACGAUGCGUGGGCGAACAGAUCGUACUGCUAUUAGAGGAGACGUACCCGAAAUCGAAGUGAGACGUGCUUUGUCUACAUACUUGUCCCGAUUAACUUUGACAGAUGAGGAUGCCUUCGGAUUACGUCUCCCAGAUCACGAUUUCCCUGACGGAUUCCACUUACUUCAUAAGCGAUGUUGUCAGCGAAAAAUGUACAGCACGCGUCCAGGAUUCUUUGCCAUACUUUCUCAGGAAGAUUCAUGGUGGAUUGACCCCCUAGGAAAUGAAAGAAGCAGAAAAUCGACUGACCUCCACUUACACAGCGAAGAGUGUGAUAAACUCCUAAAUGGGACAGACUGGGAACCGGAAGUAAUUGCUCAGAAACUGCCUGAAUUUAUUCAAUUUGUAAAGGAAAUUCAAGGCUUUGUCGUACGGGAGAUGAACGGAUAUGGAUCCACAAGAACAGUUCCUCCAGAGAUUCGUGCUCGUGGUCCUGAAGCUCUAGAAGCCUACAAAGAUGCCCUGGCCGAAGGUCAAACUUGUGUAAAGCGAGUGCCGUUGAUGUUCGUUGGACAAGAUCGGUCUGGAAAGACUAGCGUGAAGAAGUCCUUGAAAGGGAUUAGUUUCAACCCAGAUGAAGAUAGCACCGUAGGCAUCGAAGUCGAUACCUAUGAUUGUAAAGUAACCACAGAAGUGUGGAAGACAGGAAAAAAAGACUUACGCGAAAACUUUGAUGAAGCAUCUUUUUCUUUUGAACAUAAUACAGCUAGGUGGAUUGCAGAUAAAUUAAUGGAGGAAGAGAACGUUGCUAACGUUCGAGGAAGAGGUAGUACCUUGUCAGAAAAUUAUGAUGACUUCGAAGAAACUAACACUUUGGAGGAAAGAUACCCCAGUGAGACUGCAAGUUACACGGAACCAUCGGGGUCUCCUACAAAUCGAGCAAACGUUCAUCCUUCACUCGGUGAACCUUCUUUAACAACAAGAGGAGAAUAUAAUCUAACUCCAACAAAGUACGACGAUGACGUACUCAACAGUACCUCAGGAGAAGUGCCGGAGGGCAUUGCAAAGUUAAUUUCACAGUUCCUUCAAGAUGAUUGGAAAGACGAUAGAGGAGAUAUUUACUCAAUUACGUGGGACUUUGCUGGACAGUCUGUUUACUACGUGACACACCCACUUUUUCUUACAAGAAGAGCAAUCUACUUUUUGGUUUAUGACUUGAGUAGAAAUCCAAGCGACAAAGCCAUACCCCUUGUGAAGCAAGGAGUCUACAGAAAAAUUGAAGAUAAAUAUAAUCUAAAAACGAAUUUUGAUUACCUAGAGUUUUGGAUGAGUUCUUUGGCCUCCUUAAUGGAACAAAAAAAUCGCCCGCAAAGCUCCGAAAAGGAGGUACUUCCAAAGAAGCUUCCAGCUGUUUUCCUGGUGUGCACUCAUGCUGACAAACCAUAUUGUAACCGUAAUCCUUUUGCACUAGCCAAAGAAAUAUUUGGCGAUUUAAAAGCCAAGCCAAAUGGUGCCCACUUGUUUGACGUGUUUUGUGUUGAUAACACUGUGUCAGGCUCUGAGUUCGAAUGUCAAGAAAUCAUGCGAUUGCGGGAGAAGGUACAUGAAGUUGCUACGGAGUUACCACAUGUAAAUGAAGCUAUUCCGAUCAAGUGGUUGAAAUACGAAAAUGCGCUUCGCGUGAUCAAGGAAAAUGAUCGCAAAUUCAUCUCUCUCGCAACUGCAAAAGAGAUUGCUUUCAAAGUUUGCAAGAUAAACAAAAACAAUGAGAUAGUAACUUUGUUAAACUUUUUGCACGAUCUCCGAGUUUUGAUCCACUUUGAUGACUCUCCAGAAUUGAGUGAUUUAGUCAUCUUGGAUACCCAAUGGCUGAUUGACGUAUUCAAAAGUGUAAUAACCGUCAGGUCCUACGAUUCGGAAGAGAAAAACUUUGCUGAUCUUUGGCUCAAACUCGAAAAAGAGGGAAUCCUGGAAGAAAAACUUCUCAAACAUGUUUGGAAUUCUUUGAUUCCUCAGAAAGAAACUCACGAAACCCUUAUUGCAAUUAUGGAGAAAUUCAGCUUGUUGUGUCCAUGGCCAUCGUCACAGGACUCAUGCAACAAGCAUUAUCUGGUGCCAUCAAUGCUGCGGACGAAUCCACCAAAAAUGAUUAGUAGUCUCGUUGAAUCUGCACAAAUUCCCUCUCUUUUUCUCAAAUUUGAUGCAGGUCAGGUCCCUCCAGGUUUAUUUCCACGAUUUGUGUUAGAAUUCUUUCUGUGGUGUAGAAUAGAAUUUCCUCGCUCAGUACCGCCCCAAAUUUACAACAAUUUUGCUAGAUUUUACAUCUUCCCUGACCAAGGCCUCUCGAUUGUUCUCCUUUGCCACUCUUCUGCGAUUGAGGUCAUUGUAGUCAGUGUAAAUAGUGAAAUUGGUAUGGUUGAUAUGGCCUCAAUUCGAGUUUUUCGUAGCCAACUAACCUUGAUGAUAGAUCGCAUCUGGAACAAGUUCUUCUGGGUGAAGAACGUUGCAUGUAGGGUAUGUUUCCUAUGUCCCAUCUGUUCCCAUGGACGCAUGGUCAGCUUCUGCACACAGCAUUUUAUAGAAAAUUGUGAGCAAGAAGAUUGCCUCCACUUCAUUUCAGAGUCAGAUUUUGACAAUAAAACACCGCAGGUUCUUUGCAAAAAAUUUGCAACCGCUCAGGAUAACCGAAUUCAGGCUGAAGACUUUGCUCCCUGGAUUUCUCUUAGUGAGGACAAGGUGGUGACUGGUCAACGUGAUGAGAGACCUAUUUUGAAAGAUAGAGCCGAGGAGAAGUCAACUGAGUUACGUCACGAAGCAGUAACAUCUCUUCAGCUAUCAACACUCGUAAGCACUGAGGUGGAAAGGAUUUUAGUACCAUCUUUGGCAGGAUCUUGGCAAAUGCAGCCCCUAUUGAGUGAUCAGUUCCAGUUAGGAACUAAGAAACUACAAGAUGCUGUGAACACAAGCAAAUGGCGCGAAGAAAGUACUCUUGAGUUACCCUCCGGUAUUCGCGAGUUUCUGCAAUUAAAGUCAGAACAUUCCGAAACAGUUGUGGCUAAACUGUUGCAACAUCUUAAGCUUGAUGAUUCUUCGUUCAAAGAUCCACUGGCAGAACAUAAGACUGAGGCAAAAAAGUGGAUCCGUUGCCUUAUGAGAGAGGCAAAGUGUCUUAAUAGGACUGACGUAGCCGAAUACUUGAGAAAAACCAUGCCAGCAGGGACAACAGGUCCUUUACUUGAAGAGUGUUGCAAUGUUCUGGAAAUUCCCAUUCGCCUGAAAACUGAUCUCGCUGUGCGUUUGUGUGGAGGCGAUGAGUGGAAGAUUGUCGCAGAGAAGCUGGGCUUUCAAGAUUCGCAUAUCCGUUGUCUCGACAAUCGUUUUAAAAAUCCAUUUGCAGUUAUUUUGGAAAACUGCUCCAUGAUGUGUGUGGGCCAACUCUACAACGUGUUAGUAGACUGCGGGUUUCCCUUAAUCGCGGACUUGUUGUAAUAGCACCAAACCUAAGCCUACCAACUGCCUUGUCAUAGUUGAGCGCACUUACUUAAGAGUAUGAUCAAGCGGCGGAUUAUUAUUCAUUGUUUCAGUCAUGCAGUUAGGUAUAUUUAUUUUGUCGUGAAUUAAAACUUGAUGAUAAAAUGUGUCAGAGCUGAAUGUGCGCAUUUUUUUCUGUCAUAGAAAUAUAUUUGUAAAAAGGAUGGACCAAUAGGCGUUCUUAGUGUCCUCCUCGAAGUGAAUUUCGGAAUAAUUAACUCAAAACUGUUGUCAAGACAAAUCGUACAUCAACCUUAAGCUUGAAAUUGUAAAUAGUUAAGGAAUUCAGUCUACUCAAGUAACAGCUAACUAAUUUUCACAAAGAAAAUUUUCAUGUAGUGAUUUAAUUCGAAAAGGAGGCUUUCAGUCAGCUUUCCGCCAGAAGCUAAUGAUGAAUUUUCAGAAGAAUUCGGUGAAGAAAAAGAGUCUGUCCUUCUUUUGUUUUGAAAGCGAUACUUCCCUAACUCGCAUCAACUUCCCCUAAAGAAACUCUUCUGGGGAAUAACUAGAUCUUUAAAGAAGGAUUAUCCCGAAAAAAAUGUAGCAAUUGCCACUUCUUUUUUCCUAUCAGGUUCAUUCUCUUAAGGUAUCAUUGAGAUAUUGUUGGUUGAAAACAACUUUAAAUGGACAAAAUAGGUUUGUUCUGAUGGAUUUGUGCUGUUAUGCGUUAUGACAUUUUUGCACACUCUCAUUUAUAUUUAUUUAUUCAUUAUUUAUUUUCUAACAAACCAUGAAUGUUUUUUCAACAACGACUUUAUCAAUUCAUAAGUAGUAAGUUUUUGUUUUUAUUGUCCCCUACUCAAUUAAUACCACCAUAAUUAGUGACGGAUCCAGACCUUGAGCUAAGCCGGGGUGGAGGAGCGGGGGUUGGUCGUGUAUACCUCCCCAAUUCCCAAAUAUCAGCCACUAAUAUUGCAUAUAAUUGAGUAGGAGACAAAUUAUAAAUGUACAAAAAUUAAUGUACGAUGACAGUUCUUCUUGUCCUGUCACAUACACUAUCCCCCCCCCCCAAAAAAAAAAAAAAAAACGAAAUUAGAUUGCAGGGAGUGAAAGGGAGAUGGAAGGAAAUGAUUAACAAAAAUGUGCUUAUGGGAUAAUUGGUUAUACCGUACAUGAAGAAGUAUUGUCCAUUUCGCUGGAAAAUAUUAUCUCGGGCUAAGUAGACAGUUAACAAGCAGCAAAUGUCAAUUAGAAGAGAGAGUUUUAGCAAACAAGUUUUCAUGGUGAACGGUCUUCACUGUUAAAACUGAUACAAUAAAAUAUUCCAUUAUUUCCA